UCAUGAUAUGAUUCUCAAAAACUCAAGACUUUUCAACAAAAAAAAUAUUUAGUAUAAAUGUAGCGUUAUAAAAUUGUAUUUUUCGUAAAACUCUGAGAAAGCGUAUAAAAGACAUUUAUCCAAGUCACUCAGGGAUAUAUUUGACUGGCCACGUUAAGAUGGUUCGUAACAACAGCUGAUGAAAUUAAUGACAACUGUAGCUCUGCAAAGUUGUGUUCUCUUCCAUAAACCUCGAACAUGUUUACCAGUUUUAGGAGCGGGUUUAUAACCAGUGCGGGCUGAAAUAUGAGCAGGCUUAGCUUCAUAACCGGUUAGUUUUUAACCAUUUUGGCGCAGCUGCCGCUAAUUGCUUUAGCAGCUAGCAGAGAUUAGCAGCAUGGGUGAUGGCAGCGUUGUUCCGAGGCUCGGCAACAUGAAGGCUCUGCUGGGGAUUGUUGCUGGUGCUGGAGCUUCUUACGGACUGUACAAACUCAUCAGCGGGCAAGUUUUCAAGAAAAACAAAAAGAUACCCCAAAGCGAAAGUUCCGGUGUGAAGAGCAGCCAUCAGGGGGGGAUUAAGCCACGGCCGGGGAGCCUGCUAGCCAAAGUAUCCGGACUGGAUGUUGUCUGUGCCCGGCCAGAUGAUCCUGCAUCAGGCGACAUCAUCCAUCAAUCCCCCAACAAACUGGAGCUACAUCACUUGAAGAUGCUGCUGUCGCGUCUGCAGACCAGUGAUGAUCCAUCGGAUCGGUCCCAGGUUCUUAUCACAUUGGGAAAUGCUGCUGCCUUCACCAUAAAUCAGAACCAAAUUCGGGAAUUGGAAGGGAUUCCUGUCAUAGCUGGCUUCCUUUCUGACCCUGCUGCAGAAGUUAGAGUGCAAGCUCUGAAUGCUUUAAAUAAUCUUUGUAUGAAUAUCCAAAACCAGGAGCAAAUAAAGCUUUACGUGCCACAAGUGCUGGAACUGAUUGAAAUGUCAGCAGUGAACUCAGACCUUCAGCUGGGAGCUUUGCGGCUGCUGACGAACCUCUCAGUCACAGACAAGCAUCAGCAUUUGCUGAAGGAAUCUGUCACUCUUUUGUUGUCUCUGCUGGUUGUCAGCAAUGAAGGAUUACAGGUUCAGACCUCGAAAGUUCUUGUGAAUUUAUCAUCUAAUCCAGAUAUGAUCGAUGACAUAGUUCAAGCUCAGGCUCCAGCUUCCGUGCUGCUCCUGUUCGACAAACGGACGUCCCCCGCGGUGCUCCUGCGACUGCUAACGUUUGUAGGCAACCUGAAGGCCUGGAGGCCCUCUGCACAGGUGGCGGAUGAACUCAGACGCAAACAGGAUUGUCUUUUCCGGGUCAUGCUGGAUGAAUCCUCCGAGCUGCACGGCAAACUCGUCCAGCUGCUUUCACACCCCGAUGGGGAGAUUCAGGCCCAAGUAGCUCGUAUAUUGACCUAGACCGCCCUGCCGUCUAGCCCGCCACCCUUCAGUCUUUACACUGAUCCUCUGUGACGUUAAAGUUCUCGUGGAUGGCCUCGUGUGGAAACUCAGCAAUACUAUUUAUCUCCACAGUGGUCCUUUAGAUCAUUUCGAUUAUAUCUCAGUUUUACCUCAAACACUCCCGUUUUCUAGAAUCUUACAUUGCUAUGAAUAAAAGUGGACACCACUGUUCAUUCAGUAUGUAAAUACACACGUUUUAAAAAAAUGCCCACCUCUUGUUUUCAGAGCUGUUGAGUUUUUUUAUGAUAGGAAAUCUAUUUUACUUAAACAUCCACGGAGCACUUCUAAAAACGUAAAUUAUAUGUCUGUGAAGACGUGUUUCAGAGGAAAUAAAAAAAAAAAAAAAAUAAACCCAACUGCCAAAAGUUUCUUAAAUAUACAGUAUUUCCUCCGUGCUCACCCCUCUGUAGUUCAGAGGGGAACUCGGUCUCCACGGGUGUAACUACUAACUAAUGGAUGAUUUUUAAGAAACUAAUGUUGCUUUAUAAAGAUCUACGCCUUUUAUCAGGAAACCUAAAUAACAGAAGCCUCGCUCUGUUCGGUGGGCAGCAGCGAGUUGUAAGCGCCAGUACCGCUGAGUUAUUGCUCUGCAAAUGUGAAAGCGAGGAGCUCAGUGAAUCGUGAAGUCUUUAAAGUUCAGGCACUGCCUCAGCGCCGUAGAGCAGAGUUAUGUGUGAGUGCCUGGUAGACACAAACCUGGAUGAACUUUGAAUGACGACUGCCCGAGGAAAGGGCUUGUGAUAUUAAAUACUUGAGCAGACAUACGUACUCUAACAAAGCCCUCAGGAAGGAGCUAGAGGAGGGUGGCAGGUCUGCUAUAAAUGUGAUGCAACCCGUCACAAAAUUCAAGCAGAAAUGCAAAUGUUGGACUGAUGGAGAUGGCCAUGAUUGUCUGUUAGGCGUUUUAUACAUAACCCAGUUAUUUAUUUGCAGCAGUGACAAAUGUGAACUACAAGUCUUGUUCUCUAAAUCUAUGCACUACUGUGACAGGAAAUGAGGGAGCCCCCUUUUAUGUAGCUGUUGAAUGUUGACAAGAGGGAAGACCAGUGGAAGUGCUUAAAAAAUGUAUUUUGACAGGAUGGCACUACAUGCGAGACGUUAUUAGCAGUGGUGAGUGUAGAUGUACCGAUAUGCUGCACUUUGUUUUGUUUUUUUAAUAUAUAUAUAUAUUUGGACACCUGUUUUAUUGGACCCAAACUUCAAAAUCUCUCAGGUAACUAUGGUUUACCAAAACUAAACGGCAGGAUUGAUCAUGACCUAGUUUAUUAUAUUUAUUAACGAGUUAGUGUUUUUCCCCAAUUAGGAAAUGUUUUGUCUUUUAAAUUGUUCAAUAAAUAUGAAUGAAGCCACA
Messenger RNA from Fundulus heteroclitus (mummichog), 2810 nucleotides. RefSeq names its product armadillo repeat containing 10 (gene armc10). The record is from RefSeq and is a predicted model, not a curated record. Bases 377 to 1417 code for a protein of 346 amino acids. NCBI's taxonomy places the organism in Eukaryota, Metazoa, Chordata, Actinopteri, Cyprinodontiformes, Fundulidae. Gene Ontology annotation, cellular component: mitochondrion. The transcript is spliced from 6 exons.